GUGUGGAGAUAUGAUGUCCGCACGGUUAAUCCGCGUUUCCCGUCUUCCUCUCUAUGGGUGUCAUCGUGCGGGACAGUAUGUGGGUCGACGGAUGCCCAUCAAAGUCACACACACCGUACAGAUCCAACCCGCGUCCUUCUCCUCUGACCUCGUCUCAAGGAAGUACAGUCCAAUUUACACUUUUCCGGCUAUCAAAGGCCUGCGGGCGCUCUCUAGACUCAAGCUGAUGCAGACGGGCAUCACUGUGGUCUUACUGCCGGCGGUGUACUACCUCUACCUGCAGGGACAGGCGUCAGGACUGCUGCUGGGUUACUCCACAGGCAUCGCCGGGUUCGCCGGCGUCAUGCUGUACUCCAUAAGCCACUACGUCAGACGAGUGGUGGGCAUGAUGUAUCUGGACUCAACGCAGACCGUCUUAAAGGUGUCGCACCUGACCUUCUGGGGUCACAGACGGGACAUGUACGUGCCCGUGUCAGAUGUCAUGACUCUGGGAGAGUCUGGGGACGCCAAAGGAGAGCCCAUCCUGCGUUUGAAGCGCUACAGUUGUUCUGAUACCAUGUACUUCUCCACCAGACUGGGACGAGUGGUGGACAGAAGGGCUUUUGAGAAGGUUUUUGGGAGUUUGUCAUGAAUUUACUUCCUCUUGUUGUUGCUUUUUCUCAUGUCAUGGACCGUUAGAUACUGUCUUGUAAUUUAAGUGACGAAUAAAGAUGUUAUGUUAAAAUUUUGGAAAGUCUGACAGUAUUCAGUGUUGAGCGCUGUAGUAAAACUACAUAACUUCUAAUACAACUGAAGUAAUUGAAAUAGACUACAUCUUUAAAUCUGGUAACUAGUCAUCUAUAAACUUGUAACCUAUUACAUUUCAAAAGUAACCUUCCCAAAACUGAAUGACAAUCUUCACAAAUGAACACAGUUGAUUAAUAUACCAUGGUUGCUCUACAAGUAUAGCAAAUAUACAAGUUUGAAAUUGUGUAUUUUUUGCAGCUUUACACAAUGGGGCUGUGAAAGUGGACAAGUGAAUAAAUGAGUGGUCUUGUUUGG
Molecule: messenger RNA, 1041 nt
Organism: Carassius auratus (goldfish)
Lineage: Eukaryota; Metazoa; Chordata; Actinopteri; Cypriniformes; Cyprinidae
Gene: tmem186
Product: transmembrane protein 186
Exons: 2
Coding region: 11-631 (206 amino acids)
Cellular component (GO): mitochondrion
Source: RefSeq, a predicted model, not a curated record